AAAAUGUAUUCAAUAAUUAAACUACCAUUGCUAAUAUAUUUAUUAAUUGAAUUGUGUUAUGGAAAACCACCAUCAAAAAUAGUUGGUGGUGUAAAUUCACAACCUGGUUCUGUACCAUAUAUUGUAUCAUUAACUGUUGCCAAGACAAAUCAACAUAUUUGCGGUGGUAGUUUAAUUAGCCUACGUCAUGUUUUAACAGCAGCUCAUUGUUUUGCUGAUGUUAAUGAUGUUGAAUCAUUACGUAAAAUAAUAAUUCGUACAGGUUCAACAAAUCAUAAAAAAGAUGGUGAAAAUCAUACUAUUUUUAAAUUAUUAAAAAAUGCUGAUUUUACAUCAGGAUCAGAAAAUAGAUGGAGAAAUGAUAUUGCUGUUGUUGUUGUAAGUUGUAUUACUCAUUUACUAACCGAUUCUAUCAAACCAAACUUCUAUCAAGCACCAAUUUCAUUACCAACUGCUCUAACACCACCAAGAGUAGUUGGACAAGUAAGUGGCUGGGGUCAACUAUCAAAAACCAGUGAAUCUUCAAUAAUUUUACAAACACAAUUUACAACAAUAAUAUCUAAUUCAGAGUGUAGUGCUAGAAGUUCUGCGCUUGUUCUUGACACUCAAAUUUGUGGAUACAAUGCUAUAGGAGCUGGUUUUUGUAUGGGUGACAGUGGUGGACCACUUGUUUACAAUAAUGAAAUUGUUGGAAUUGCAUCAUUUACAAUUCCAUGUGGUACUGGAAUGCCAGAUAAAUAUACAAGAGUUGAUAAAUAUUUAGAAUUUAUUUAUAAAGCUAUGCAAAUGUAA
Messenger RNA from Aphidius gifuensis, 792 nucleotides. RefSeq names its product chymotrypsin-2-like. The transcript is spliced from 2 exons. The record is from RefSeq and is a predicted model, not a curated record. Lineage: Eukaryota; Metazoa; Arthropoda; Insecta; Hymenoptera; Braconidae. Gene Ontology annotation, biological process: proteolysis. Gene Ontology annotation, molecular function: serine-type endopeptidase activity. The annotation marks the transcript as partial.